AUGUCGGGCUUCCUGGAGGAGCUGCUGGGCGAGAAGCUAGUGACUGGCGGCGGCGAGGAGGUGGACGUGCACUCGCUGGCCUCCCGCGGCAUCUCGCUGCUCGGGCUCUACUUCGGCUGCAGCCUGAGCGCCCCCUGCGCGCAGCUCAGCGCCAGCCUGACCGCCUUCUACGGCCGCCUGCGGGGGGACGCGGCGGCCGGGCCCGGGCCGGGGCCGGGGGCCGGGGCUGCGGCGGAGCCCGAGCCGCGGCGCCGCCUGGAGAUUGUCUUCGUGUCCUCGGAUCAGGACCAGCGGCAGUGGCAGGACUUCGUGCGGGACAUGCCGUGGCUGGCGCUACCCUACAAGGAGAAGCACAGGAAGCUUAAACUUUGGAACAAAUACCGAAUUUCCAACAUUCCAUCGCUCAUAUUCUUAGACGCCACUUCCGGGAAGGUCGUGUGCAGGAACGGGCUGCUGGUGAUCCGCGAUGACCCAGAGGGUUUGGAAUUCCCCUGGGGACCUAAACCCUUCAGGGAAGUCAUUGCAGGGCCCUUGCUUAGAAAUAACGGGCAGUCCCUGGAGAGCAGCAGCCUGGAGGGGUCUCACGUGGGAGUCUAUUUCUCCGCACACUGGUGUCCACCCUGCCGAAGCCUCACCCGGGUCCUGGUGGAGUCCUACCGGAAGAUCAAGGAGGCAGGCCAGAAAUUCGAGAUCAUCUUUGUUAGUGCGGACAGGUCUGAGGACUCAUUCAAACAGUACUUCAGUGAGAUGCCGUGGCUCGCUGUCCCCUACACUGACGAGGCCCGGAGGUCGCGCCUCAACCGGCUGUAUGGAAUCCAAGGCAUCCCCACCCUCAUCGUGUUGGACCCGCAGGGGGAGGUGAUCACGCGGCAGGGGCGGGUGGAGGUGCUGAACGACGAGGACUGCAGGGGCUUCCCGUGGCACCCCAAGCCUGUGCUGGAGCUCUCUGACUCCAAUGCCGUGCAGCUGAACGAGGGCCCCUGCCUCGUCCUGUUUGUAGAUUCUGAGGAUGACGGCGAGUCAGAGGCGGCCAAGCAGCUGAUCCAGCCAAUAGCUGAGAAGAUCAUUGCCAAGUACAAAGCCAAAGAGGAGGAGGCGCCGCUCCUGUUCUUUGUGGCAGGGGAGGAUGACAUGACUGACUCCCUGCGCGAUUACACCAACCUGCCCGAGGCUGCCCCCUUACUCACCAUUCUGGACAUGUCAGCCCGGGCCAAGUACGUGAUGGACGUGGAGGAGAUCACCCCCGCCAUUGUGGAGGCCUUUGUGAAUGACUUCCUAGCAGAAAAGCUCAAACCAGAGCCCAUCUAG
Messenger RNA from Rangifer tarandus platyrhynchus (Svalbard reindeer), 1308 nucleotides. Lineage: Eukaryota; Metazoa; Chordata; Mammalia; Artiodactyla; Cervidae. The record is from the annotation of a GenBank genome assembly.